CCACAGCAUCAUUUCAAUGUAAAGCAAAAAGAGAUGGUGUCCCUGUCCCUUCAGUACGGCUUCCAUGGUGCCAUCAGUCCUCCUUGUCUGUGCUGCGUGAAGCAAAAGGACCAGUUUGACAACUUAGAAAAACACACGCAAUGGGGUAUUGAUGUUCUGGAAAAAUACAUCAAGUUUGUAAAAGAAAGAACAGAGAUUGAACUCAACUAUGCAAAGCAGCUUAGGAAUCUUUCAAAGAAAUACCAACCCAAGAAGAACUCCAAAGAGGAGGAAGAAUACAGGUACACAUCAACUAGAGCCUUCCUAGCCACUUUAAAUGAAAUGAAUGACUAUGCCGGACAGCAUGAGGUCAUUUCAGAGAACAUGACCUCUCUUAUCACUGGAGAGUUAACACGCUAUGUGCAGGAGCUGAAACAAGAGAGGAAAUCGCACUUCCAUGAUGGCAGAAAGGCACAACAACAUAUUGAAACUUGCUGGAAACAACUUGAAGCAAGUAAAAGGCGGUUUGAACGUGAUUGCAAAGAAGCUGAUCGAGCACAGCAGUAUUUUGAGAAAAUGGAUGCUGACAUCAAUGUUACAAAAGCAGAUGUUGAAAAGGCAAGACAGCAAGCUCAGCUACGACAUCAAAUGGCAGAAGACAGCAAAGCUGAAUAUUCUUCCACUCUACAGAAGUUCAACAGUGAGCAGCAUGAUCAUUACUACACACACAUACCAAACAUCUUCCAGAAAAUACAAGAGAUGGAGGAAAGAAGAAUCGUGAGGAUAGGUGAAUCCAUGAAAACUUUCGCAGAGGUCGAUCGCCAAGUGAUCCCUAUCAUUGGAAAGUGUCUGGAUGAAAUAACAAAGGCUGCAGAAUCAAUUGAUCACAAGAAUGAUUCACAGCUGGUAAUAGAAGCCUUUAAAUCCGGGUUCGAGCCUCCGGGAGACGUCGACUUUGAGGACUUCACGCAGCCAAUGAAGCGGACUGUCUCGGAAUCCAGCCUUUCCAACUCAAGAGGGGAUGGGAAGUCUGAGCCGAAGUUCGGUGGCAAGUCCAAGGGCAAGUUAUGGCCAUUCAUCAAGAAAAAUAAGUCUCCCAAGCAGCAAAAGGAACCCCUCUCCCAUCGCUUCAACGAGUUUAUGACCUCCAAACCCAAAAUCCACUGCUUCAGGAGCCUAAAGCGCGGGGGAGCAGGCCCAGAAGACUUCAGCAAUCUCCCACCUGAGCAAAGAAGAAAAAAACUUCAGCAAAAAGUUGAUGAACUAAACAAAGACAUUCAGAAGGAGAUGGAUCAAAGAGAUGCCUUAACGAAAAUGAAAGAUGUGUAUAUCAAGAACCCACAGAUGGGAGAUGCAGCGAGUGUGGAUCACAGAUUAGCAGAACUUGGACAGAACAUUGAAAAAUUACGAUUAGAAGCUCAGAAAUUUGAGGGCUGGCUGGCUGAGGUGGAGGGCAGGUUGCCUGCGCGGACUGAACAGGCCCGGCGGCAGAGCGGACUGUAUGAAGCCCAGAACACUUCAGCAGUGAACAGCUGUGCGCAGGACCGGGAGAGCCCAGAUGGCAGUUACACAGAAGAGCAAAGUCAGGAGACUGAGAUGAAAGUACCUGCAACAGAUUUUGACGAUGAAUUUGAUGAUGAAGAACCACUACCCACCAUAGGAACAUGUAAAGCGCUCUAUACAUUUGAAGGUCAGAAUGAAGGAACAAUUUCCGUAGCAGAAGGAGAAAUGCUCUAUGUAAUAGAAGAAGACAAAGGUGAUGGGUGGACACGAAUCCGAAGGAAUGAAGAUGAGGAGGGCUAUGUCCCGACGUCGUAUGUUGAAGUUUAUUUGGACAAAAAUGCCAAAGGUGCUAUGACUUAUAUUUGAUACUACUAUUAUUACUUUAUUUGCUUUCCCAGAGAUAUCCAACACUGCAACUGCUCUGUGUUGCAGAUAGAGCCUUUUAAAAGUCUGUACAAUGCCACAAAGUGCAUUAUUUCGUACGUGGACUAACAUGGCUUGCUGUACUGCAAAACGUGCUUUUCAUUGAUCAGAGAAGGAUAGUGUGAUAGACUGUAAAACUAGAGGGGAAACUUUCCUCGACAGUGUGUAUUCAACUGUCACUGCCACUGCACGCCCGACAGUGCAGGAAACACAAAGCCAUUUGGGAUAACAUGGGCUCUCCUCAGAUACCCAGGUGGCGUCUCAGACACGUUCACAAGUCAGCCCUUUGUCCCAGACUGAUUCAGUGGAACGUUAUAUAGGAAAUAUUUAGACUGCUGUUCUGUGUCUCAAUGUGGUAGCUUUUCAGAGCCUGGUGUGUUCUGUGGACCUUCUGGAUUGAAACCUGGUCAUCAUUUAGUUAGUGUGUUUGGAAGCGGAGGGAGAAAUCUCGCCAAAACCUCUCUACACAACACUCUGUGGUCCUUGAUAAAUAGGUAAAACAUUAGCAUUAAGAAAGAUCCUCUGUUCUUUCCCACUUUGAGAAAAUGGUCUUUUGGAUGUAUUUGCUGUUCCAGUUGACCAUAGCUAAUGGGUUAAUCUUUUGCUCACACGUGAUCAAUGGAGACACUCAGAGUUUAGAUUUGGCAAUCUUCAGUUUCGUUGUUGCUUCUAACUCCUCACAAGUAGGCGUGUUGUGUAAGCAAGCAGUGCUAGGGGUCCUGGCUGGAAUAUAUGCUAGCACCAUCAACACCUGGUAAUGUAAUACACCAAGAAAUCCAAAGCUUCUAGUCAAAAUCAAAUCGGGAUGUGUUUGAAGUCCACUGUUAAAUAAUUUGUAUUUUUUCAGUCACUUAAUCCUUCAGAUUAUUGUUGUGUUUCCUAGACUUUAGAGUUCUUGGUGUGAAACAAGCCGCCUCAUCCAAUUUAAAACUGAACCAUUCUCAUUGGGAUUUAUGGACAGCAGGAAGAGAGGAGUGGGACUGUCUCUGUAAACAAACACUAUAACUUGAUCAGUUCACUGUCUUGGAUUCAGUAUUAAACAGUGCAGUGCCUUGUUUGCUGCAGAUGAAAGUCUGGGGUCUUGUUCCAUUUUGCCAUAAUGCAGUAGUUUUGUGUUUGUGUUGGCAAAUACAGGGUCAGUUGAGAUGCAAAAGAGUGCAAAAAGCUCAGCCCCUCUGUUGGCUUUUAUUAAGCUUUGAAAGAGCAACGUGGAUUGUACAUUCUCCUUACUUCAUAACUCGGAACAAGGCAGAAAGCACCACCUGGGGGAUAUCCCAUCUCUUAUCCCUGUGUUCUCUCCUGUGGAGACUUGACUUUGUGUGUGGUGAUGGUUGAAAGCACCAUUAUUACUCUGUUGGAAAACUUGUUGUUUUCCACAAGCAGCAGUGUAGGCUGCUUGAAACUGCUAAGCUAGUGUGGCAUCUAAAUCUGUCUUAAGAAUGGAGCGUGUCUCUCCUGCCCUGGGGUGCGCAGCGUGGUUCACAGCAGAACGUUACAGCACGUUACCCCGUGAUGAGGAGAGCAGCAGGUUGGGGGGGUAAGUGAAGCAAAGCGUAUCCGUGGGUGGGGGAAGAAAUCCUGACAGUCCCGCUAACUGAACUAGCAGAAGCUUGUCUUUACCCUUCUGGAGAGAAUAUUGCAGGAGUAUUGCAAUACCAGCCAGAAUUUUUAGUAUGUUAAAGGUAUUAUGUAAGUUAUAGGAUGAUGCUGAAUGAUUGAAAAAAUGCAAUCUGUGCCAGGAGCAAAGGCUGAUACAGUUGCAGCCACUUCUACAGCAAUGAUGGAGGUUUUUCAGAUCCUCUUAAAGUUUUUCCAUUAAUUUUGCUGGACUUCAGGAACAAAUUGAAAUGUAUCUCUGACUAUCUAAUGUAAACAAACUAUAAUAUUUACCUCUUUCUUUCUCAAUUCUCUGGUUAAAAAGAAAAGCUAAAAGAGAACUUUGCAUAAAAUGUCAGGGUAGCAACAUAAAGAUUUGGGGGAAGUGCUACUGUGUUUAAAAGACAAACUUUGUUGCAAGCUGCAAAUUUCUUAGUUGCUUUUUAAUAUAUUAGUAGAAGUGAGUUUACUCAAUCCUUGAAACAGAAGCUACCAGGUUCCUGAAAAUGACACUGUAAAUACUAAAGUAUUUACAAACUUUCAGUAGUUCUUUCCUGGUUUUGGAAAGAAGCUGGAGCAGCUGGUGCCUCUAGAGGUUGGUUGCCUGAAUGGUGGGAGCAUUCGCACCAGCUCUGAGCACAUCUGUGACCCUUCGAGCCAGCAGCAUCGUCUCCAGCUGUUGUGCCAGCGCCGUGAGCCGGAGGCAGCCCUGCCUGAGAGGUGCAGCUGCUAAAUGCAUUGUGAAAAGCCACUGGGCAGUUGGUGAGCUUUUUCACUCAGCUGCAGCCUAUGUUGGCAGGGCUCUGCUGCUGUACCUGAGAUGAGUAGGACAGGUAAGUCAUGGGCUGCGGUCGCCCUCGUGAUGGUAGAAGUGAGGAGGGAUGAAGACAUGGGAGCUGAGCUGGGUCUGCAAACUCCUGCAAAUACCCGUGUGAGGGCUGUUUGUAAAGUUUACAAUGGUACCUCCGGUCAGAGGGUGUUAGCAAACCCUGUCACAAAAAAGAACAGUAAUAUCUAUCUUGUUUUGCCUUUUUUUUUU
Chroicocephalus ridibundus (black-headed gull) is the source of this 4540-nucleotide messenger RNA. It is a transcript of the gene FNBP1, whose product is annotated as formin binding protein 1. The coding region runs from base 34 to 1848 and encodes 604 amino acids. The record is from RefSeq and is a predicted model, not a curated record. Gene Ontology annotation, molecular function: protein binding. Gene Ontology annotation, biological process: endocytosis; signal transduction. Lineage: Eukaryota; Metazoa; Chordata; Aves; Charadriiformes; Laridae. The transcript has 15 exons.